Molecule: messenger RNA, 483 nt
Organism: Cercopithifilaria johnstoni
Lineage: Eukaryota; Metazoa; Nematoda; Chromadorea; Rhabditida; Onchocercidae
Source: the annotation of a GenBank genome assembly
AUGGGUACAAAAGCAAAAAUAGCUCGGAUGGCUUUGGUAUUUGUUUAUGGAACACUGAAACGUGGAGAGCCGAAUGCAUCAGUUAUGGCAGAUCCGGUAACCGGAAUGCAAAAAUUUGUAGGAACUGGUAAAACUGUCAAUGCAUAUCCUUUGAUUAUCGCUUCUGAAUAUAAUAUACCAUUUUGUUUGAACAAAUCUGGAAUUGGGAAUCGUGUAAAUGGUGAAUUGUACAAAGUUGAUGAGCAAAAAUUGGAAGCACUUGAUGAAUUCGAAGGACAUCCAACUUUCUACUGCAGACAAUUAGAAAAGGUUGAAAUGGAUCAUAAUGGUGUUAUCGUAACAGCUUGGAUAUAUAUGUUACCAAAAUGGACGACAAAUUUGCUUCAGAGCUCUACUAAUUAUUUGGAAACGUACAAUUCUAAUGGGUCUCACAAUCGACCAUACAUUAAAAGUGAAAAUUGCCAAUAUUUGGACGAUUGUUGA